Schizophyllum commune H4-8 is the source of this 1220-nucleotide messenger RNA. RefSeq names its product WLM-domain-containing protein. Gene Ontology annotation, molecular function: protein binding; proteasome binding. Bases 57 to 1025 code for a protein of 322 amino acids. The record is from RefSeq and is a predicted model, not a curated record. NCBI's taxonomy places the organism in Eukaryota, Fungi, Basidiomycota, Agaricomycetes, Agaricales, Schizophyllaceae. The transcript is spliced from 3 exons.
GCUCACCAUGUUUCCCUCACUUUCCAAGCUUGUUCUAUACCCUCAUCUCCCUCGACAUGGCAGAUAAUCUUACGCUACACAUCUCGCAUCGCGGGACCACACAUUCACUCAACCUACCACCCUCAACGACCUGGCAUGAGCUGCAGACCGAGCUCGAAGGGCUGACAAGCGUCCCCCCUUCGAAUCAGAAGUUGCUGGGGAAGGGGGUGAAGAAGGGCGUUACGCCGAAUACCUCGCUAGCGGAUGUCGGUUUGAAGGAUGGCGCGAAGCUUCAGAUGCUGGGUUCGACCGCUGAAGAGCUCGGCGGGAUGCACGCUGUGGAAGACGAGAAGGCACGGCGGGAGCGCAUCAUGCGCGAGCGCGAGCUCAAGCGGCCUGUAUCAGUCCGCAACACCUCCACCGCCUCCGCCUCCAACCUCUCCUACCGCUUCCACCAAAUCGCACCUCUCCCCCACCUCCCACGGCUCGAUACCGCGCGCGCCCUCCUCCAGCGCCUCGCCGACGACCCCGCCAUCCGGCACGUCAUGCAGCGCCAUCGCUUCGCGGUCGGGCUGCUCACCGAGCUCGCGCCGCACGAGCACCCUAAUCUCCUGGGUUUGAACGUGAACAGGGGUCAGGAGAUCAAGUUGAGGAUACGGACGGAUCGGUACGAUGGGUUCAGGCUGUAUUCAGACAUCCGACGUGUGCUGUGCCAUGAGCUGUCGCAUAAUGUGCAUGGUGAUCAUGAUAAUGAUUUCAAAGAACUCAAUUCCCUUCUUAACCGCGAAGUUGCUCAAUUCGAGACAUCUCGUGCAGACGGCGCACAUCGUCUCGGUGGCGCAGGGGACUUUUACCAGCCUUCGUCGGAGCUGGAGGCCGAAGCCCAAGCCUACGUGCUUGGUGGGAAGACCGGGACCUCCACACCACUACCGAAUGAGACGCCGGAGCAGCGUCGCGAGAGGAUGCUGCAGGCCACCAUGUCACGGUUGAAGAAGGAGGAAGAGGAGCUGGAGCGAAGUUGUGGGACGACGGGCUCGUCAAGUUGAACCCUAUUGCGCUUGCAUAGAAGGGCUGUAGACCACAUACCAUACCAUACCAUACUUUUUCAUUGGAUAACUGAUGGACUCGAGCUGUAUAUCUUUCUUACUGUGGCCGUGAGGCUCGGUAGCGCCGUGCCCAUUUUGUGGCAACGACGUCAGUGAACUGUGAACAUGCCCACCGGGGAACCGGCCCGAAUGCCC